Messenger RNA from Micropterus salmoides (largemouth bass), 1070 nucleotides. RefSeq names its product glutathione S-transferase Mu 3-like. NCBI's taxonomy places the organism in Eukaryota, Metazoa, Chordata, Actinopteri, Centrarchiformes, Centrarchidae. Bases 123 to 782 code for a protein of 219 amino acids. Gene Ontology annotation, biological process: glutathione metabolic process. Gene Ontology annotation, molecular function: glutathione transferase activity. The transcript has 9 exons. The record is from RefSeq and is a predicted model, not a curated record.
UGUCCCUCACUAGCUGCAGAAAGAAACCAGCCUACCUCUCCUUCUCUCUCCCUAACCGUCCGUGGUUUUACAGCAGCUGCAGGAGUCGCUGACAGACACUUGGUUUUUGAAAGUGACUCAAAAUGACAAUGAAACUGGCUUACUGGGAUAUUCGUGGGCUCGCCCAGCCUAUCCGACUGCUGCUGGAGUACACCGGCACUAAGUAUGAGGACAAGUUUUAUGUCUGUGGUGAAGCUCCUAACUAUGACAAGAGCUGCUGGUUUGACGAAAAACCCAAACUUGGGAUGGACUUUCCUAAUCUGCCGUACUUGGAAGAUGGAGACAGGAAGAUUGUGCAGAGCAAUGCUAUCAUGAGAUACAUUGCUCGUAAGCACAGUUUGUGUGGAGAGACAGAAGAUGAGAAGAUCCGUGUGGACAUCAUGGAGAACCAGACAAUGGACUUCAGAAAUGGCUUUGUGAUGAUGUGCUACACUGACCUUGACACCAUGAAGCCAGGGUACCUUAAGGCGCUGCCAGAAAAACUGAAGCAGUUCUCAGACUUCUUGGGAGACAGGAAGUGGUUUGCUGGUGACAAGAUCACUUUUGUGGACUUCAUUAUGUACGAGCUGUUGGAUCAACACAGGAUGUUUGAACCUACCUGCCUGGAUGACUUCAAGAACCUCAAAGAUCUAUUAGACCGUUUGAGUGCUCUGGAGAAGAUUGCUGCCUACAUGAAGUCAAACAGAUUCAUCAAGACUCCUGUCAACAACAAGAUGGCCAAGUGGGGAAACAAGAAAGAGUAAAGGGCAAUGUUUACAAGAUCUCCUGACCCAUUGACUCAUAAAUUCAGGAAUAGGGAAAUGUUUUCUUUUAUAACCUGUUAACUAAUUGGUUGUGUAAGUUUCAUGUUCUUUGAUUACGCAUAACACUCUCCAAAACAUUUACAAACCUUUUUUAGUUUAACAAGAAGUGUGUAAAAGAAAUCCAAGUUUGUACUAAUAUUAUGAAGAUAAGCAGAAACUUUAAUUUGAGUUCAAUUUCUUUGUUACAUCUGAAACAGAUUUGACAGAUUAAAGCAAAUCUUGUACUGA